Molecule: messenger RNA, 1492 nt
Organism: Medicago truncatula (barrel medic)
Lineage: Eukaryota; Viridiplantae; Streptophyta; Magnoliopsida; Fabales; Fabaceae
Exons: 4
Coding region: 128-1147 (339 amino acids)
Source: RefSeq, a predicted model, not a curated record
AUAUAAUCAGGAACAUUGAAAGAAUAAAGGAAACCAACCACAAAACACAGCAUAUAACCAUUCUCCUUUAUUUGUUUAUUUAUCCACCAUUCUCUUCACAAAACAAAGCAUCAACCAGUCAGUAACCAUGCCUGUACCUUCAAGAAAAAAAACAAAACAAGCCAAGAACAAAACCAAACCUUUGACUCUGUCCAACCAACAUUCUUCACCUACUGUUCAGCUACAAACCCAAGUUGAAGUGUUUUUUUUAUCUGCAGGUACAUUUUUAUCUGAAAAUCAUAGCAAAAUGGAAGGAAAUUUCAAUGGAACAUUGCAUGAAACACAAAAGGUUGAAGAAGAAUCAUCAAGUGAAGAUAAGGGGGUAGCUGUUGAAGUAUCUGCUGAUGAUGAUUGUGAUGGAAAAGCCAAGUUUAUCGGUGAUACCGAAGAUGUUGUUGAUAUUGAUGAACAUGUUGAGUCAUGCAAGGUGGUGGAACAGACAGAAGAUGCUUCUGAAACAGAUUUUGAAUCUCUUGAUAAUAGUCUUAAUGUGUCUUCACCCAAUGAAUCAAGUGACACAAUAGAAGUUAAUCAAGUUGAGAAUAAAAUGGCCUCAGAAACUCUAGAAGUGGAAUUGAAGGAUGAGAAAGGAGAAGAAGAUUGCAAAUCCAUUGAAGAUCAUGGGGUGGCACAAACUGAAUUAGCUACUUCAAAAGACAAUAAUGAAGGAUUUAAGGUAACUGAAGUGGUUGAAACAGAUAAGGACAUGACAGUAGCUGAAGAGGAGAAUGUUUUGCCUUCAACUGAUGUGGUUUCAAUUUCAAGGGAAGUUGCUUUGGAGACAAGUGGUAAGGGAAUUGAUGAUGGGGAUGCAAAGGUUGUUCCUCCAAAGGGAAUUGAGGAGUCAUUGGUGACAUCUACACAUGAGAAAGUUGAGGAACAGUUAGAUGUUCAAGAAUCAUCAUCCUAUAAAAGUGCUAAGGAGUCACUUCAACAAUCUUCAAAUGUUCAUGAUUCUGAAAGCAAUAGUGUCAAUGAGCAAGACAUGAUUGAAGAAUCUAGAGGCAUCGAAAAUCAAGGGAGCAUUUUUGCUGUGACUCAAAGGCAACACACCUCUUGGAAGAAUUGUUGUGGACUCUUUGAAAUUCUGAGGCAUGGUGAUAGAUAAAUCAAGUUGGGAGCUUGCAGGAGGUUGGCCCAUGAGCAAAGGUAUAUCGAGGCAAUGCAGCAGUUCUCAUGCUGCGAGGGCACCCUAUUAAAGCAGUCAACUUGCUUUUACACGUUGAUUUUGAGCCUCAUAUUGUGAGGCAUGUUCUUUUGCGUUUUCUUGUAGGCUUUACUGCUUUGAUUUGGUUUCAAAGUGGUGAGAUAGUACCCUACCAAAUUCCAGUUUUCAUAUUGUAAACUUCAAUAAACCACGGGUUAUUUAGUCCAAAACUAUUUCAGUUGCACAUUACAUCCGGCAUUAUACGAAGUAACAAACAUCUUGCAUGUUUCUUUAUUUUUCUCCUAA